GAAGCACUACCAGUUUCAUUGUUAGUGUAGAAGAUCUUUAUGGAGGAAAGGAGACCUCACAAGACAUUCUCGUUUUUGCGAGCACAUCAGUAGCUCGUCAUAAGUUCCUAAAGUUCUAUUCUACCUCCUUUGUCAUUUUGUCCGGAGAGACACUGUUAUCAUCCAUUGAGGAUGGACAGCUCCAAGACUAGACUGUACCCGCCCCGGAUGUGAGGGUGUGUGAGGAGGAGUAUAUAAGAGCAAGCUCACCAGCUCACUUCAUCAGUAUCGAGGAUAUCGAUCAUCAUCAUGUUUUCAUUUUUUGUGACAGUUCUUGUGCUCAUUCAAGUCAUUGCUACUUGUGGUGGUCAAAGUGCGUCAGAUGAGAGAAAUCAGCAGACAUGUGUGCCUGCUGGUGUUUCGGGAGUACCUGGACAAGAUGGAAUGAAAGGAGGAAAAGGAAUGAAGGGAGAGAAAGGAUUAGUUGGAGAUGUCGGUGGUAAAGGUAAUGCUGGACAAAGAGGUCUACAAGGUCCACAUGGUCCACGAGGAAUAAAAGGAGAAACAGGAAGGAAAGGAGAGAAAGGAGACGCUAUGACACUCAACUGGAAACAGUGUGUGUGGAAUAGAUAUGACACUAAGGACAGCGGUCUGAUUCAGAACUGUAAUUUUAGGAAACAUGACAGCAAUUCAGCUCUACAUGUUGCAUAUGCAGGAAAUCUCAGGGUUGCAUGCUCCAGUGGUUAUUGCUGUUCUCGAUGGUAUUUUACAUUCAACGGUAACGAGUGCAGUGGACCUAUGACUAUUGAGGGAAUUGUGUAUGGUUAUCCAGCUAAUGAUAAUGCUCACCGUCACAGACAGAUUGAGGGAUACUGUGAGAACAUUCCAGCAGGUCAAGUCACAAUUCGAUUCUACAUUGGAAAGUGUGGGAAAUUUUCGACCACAUAUGAUGGCUCUACAGGAUGGAAUUCAGUAUCUCGCAUUAUGAUUGCAGAAGUUCCUCCAUCACAAAAGUGACUGAAUUAGAGAGAAAUUAGAACUUGUGUUCAGUAUAGUUUGCAGUACGUACAGUACGAGGUAGCUGAAGUAGGAGGCUGGAUGAUGUGUGUGCAUGUCUCUCUUUGCCGUAUGUGAGUGUUUGUAUGAUUAAUUCAAUGUA
Messenger RNA from Corticium candelabrum, 1138 nucleotides. Its product is annotated as collagen triple helix repeat-containing protein 1-like. NCBI's taxonomy places the organism in Eukaryota, Metazoa, Porifera, Homoscleromorpha, Homosclerophorida, Plakinidae. The coding region runs from base 289 to 996 and encodes 235 amino acids. Gene Ontology annotation, biological process: extracellular matrix organization. Gene Ontology annotation, molecular function: extracellular matrix structural constituent conferring tensile strength. The record is from RefSeq and is a predicted model, not a curated record. The transcript has 4 exons.